This is a messenger RNA of Leucoraja erinaceus (little skate), 2253 nucleotides long. RefSeq names its product putative beta-lactamase-like 1. Lineage: Eukaryota; Metazoa; Chordata; Chondrichthyes; Rajiformes; Rajidae. The record is from RefSeq and is a predicted model, not a curated record. The transcript has 6 exons. The coding region runs from base 155 to 1942 and encodes 595 amino acids.
CUCUGUUCGGAUAGCAUGCAAAACAAAACUUUCGCUUUACCUGAGACACAAUAUAAACUUCUUGCGUAUGGCGAGCACAGCCUAAAGUUGUAGAACAACUUGUUCUAUUUGAUCUUAUUUGAUUGAUUGCAUUUGUCGAAACAGGGCGGACCACAUGAAGGUUGCAAUCUCCCACCCCCACGAUAAUAAACCAACCCUGUGUUUUUCUAUUCAGCAGCGCUCUGAUGGCAAAGGUGUGAAGAGAAGUUUUGUGAUGGAUUUGAAGUGGCCUCAUCUGGGAAUGAUGUUCUUUAUAAUUGUGUCCAUCGCCAUGACCUGCUGCUUUGUGUGGCAAUACCAACUGCCGAAGCAAGCCACUAAUAUUUCAUCUAAUGAGGUGAAGCCAGUCCAAAUGUGUCCCAGACAUCCCAAACCUGUCCACUUGGUGCAUCCCAUUCCCAUUCUGACAGAAGCUUUGCAAAAGAUCGAAUUCCUUUUACGCCACCAAAUCCAUCCAAUGAGCCUGCCGUCGAUUUCCGCAAUUGUCGUCUACAAUGACACCGUGCUGUGGACUGGGAAUUUUGGAAAAAGAAAUAUCUCCGAUGAUUAUUCACAUCCACCAAACGAAUAUACUGCCUACAGGAUUGCAAGCAUUUCCAAGAUAUUCCCGACGAUCAUGCUGUAUAAACUAUGGGAGCAAGGGAAAGUUGCAUCUUUGGACGACCCACUCACAAAAUACUUGGAAAACUUCACUGUUAAAAACCCACUGGGCAGCUCGGAACAGAAAUCCGAAGCAGAAGGGCUGGUGUUUCUAGAGAGAAGGGGGGCUGCUACCAAAACAGCGUCCGUGACAUUGAAAAGAAUGGCGAGUCAACUAUCAGGUUUACCCAGACGACUGCGGUCGACAAGUCUGCUGUGGGACGGAAGCACGGACAUGGCCCUGAAACUCCUCCAGGAUGAUUUACUCAUUGCAGACCCCGGCACAAGAUGCCAUUACAGUAAUCUGGCCUUCUCCCUGCUGGCCCAUGUACUGGCCAACACUGUGGCCGGGUUAGACUUCCAGCAGUGGGUGACGGAGAAUAUCUUGGCCAAGAUAGGCAUGGAGCAGACGGGGUUUGAGUUCACCGCAUCGGUGCGUGCCCGGCUGUCGGUCGGCGUCUACAGCAGCGGUAAACCGGCUCAACUCUACGACCUGGGCUGGUACCGGCCCUCGGGCCAGAUGUACUCCACCGCCGCCGACCUGGCCAAGCUGUGCAUGGUGCUGCUGGGGGCCGCCCGCAACAAGGACAUCCUGCAGCCCGAGACCCUGAAGGUGAUGCUGACCCCGCUGCUCCGCUGCUCCGAGGAUUACUUCGCCAGCAAGACGGGGACCCCGUGGGAGAUCACGGAGCAGAUGGGCUACGACGUGAUGAAGAAGGACGGUGACCUGGACGGCUACUCAGCCACCUUCUCCCUCGUCCCUCACCUCAAGGUGGGCUUUGUCGUCUUAAUGGCGGGGUCUCGCCCCCGGGAGGUGGACCUGACCACAGCCGUUUACAAUCACCUCAUCCCAGCCAUGGAGUCUGCCUUCCGACAGGGCCACAGGUUACUACAUCCACCCCCAUCCUCCCUGCCCUACCUCGGUUACUACACCUUCUCCAACUUGACCUUCUACCAAAUAACGAAAGAAAAGAGUGGAGUGUUGGUCAUGCAACAGUUUGGCCCGCACAUCGAGACUCUGAUACCCGAGAUGUAUAGGACUAUCAAGCUGUGCUAUCUACAGGAGAGGGUCUUUCAGAUUGUAUUUGAGAAAGAAUACCCCUGUGUCCUGAAGUUCAACGCUGCCUCUGUGUCACUGGAAGCUCAAGAUGGGCAACUGUUUAACUUUUUCCCCUUCGACAGUGAAGGCCUGUCCACUGGAUUCGACGCUCCGGGUCUGAACACGUACAAUAUCCUCCGAAUCAGCCGCAGGCCGAGGUUCUGAGAGAUUUCAGCACAGUUGUAGAACAACAGGCACUUUGGGAAAAGUAUAGUCACCUUAUUUACAGAAUGAACAGCCGCCAACUCGAGACACAGUGUCAAACUUGUGUGGGAAGGAACUGCAGACACUGGUUUUAACUGGAGAUAGACACAACAAGUUGGGGUAACUCAGCGGGUCAGAAAAACUUAUCUCUGGGGGAAAUAAGGAAUAGGUAACUUUUCAGGUCGAGACCCUUCUUCAGAAGAGUCUUCCCUUCCUGAAACAUCAUCCAUUCCUUUUCUACAGUAUCAGUCUUUUUCAUUAUCAUUGCUCUG